Molecule: messenger RNA, 294 nt
Organism: Oikopleura dioica
Lineage: Eukaryota; Metazoa; Chordata; Appendicularia; Copelata; Oikopleuridae
Source: the annotation of a GenBank genome assembly
AUGAAUAACUGCCUUCGGUUAACUGGCGAAAUGGGUCCAACAGGUCCACGCGGCGCAAAGGGACCCCCUGGAGCAGAUGGACCUGCUGGUGAAAAAGGCGAAAAGGGACAGGCAGGACCGCAAGGAACCCGUGGAAAUUAUGGAAUGUCCGGAGAUGUUGGUGAACCUGGAAGGGAUGGCCUCAAAAGAAGCGAGUUAAAAGAAAUGAAACGUCAAAUUUGCCGUAUUCUGAAGGAACUGAAGAGAAACAAAUAUACUAUCGACGAUGAGUUCCGAACGACCUGUAGAGACUGA